This is a messenger RNA of Neoarthrinium moseri, 1959 nucleotides long. RefSeq lists its product as uncharacterized. The transcript is spliced from 4 exons. The coding region runs from base 1 to 1959 and encodes 652 amino acids. Lineage: Eukaryota; Fungi; Ascomycota; Sordariomycetes; Amphisphaeriales; Apiosporaceae. The record is from RefSeq and is a predicted model, not a curated record. Gene Ontology annotation, biological process: spindle attachment to meiosis I kinetochore; attachment of mitotic spindle microtubules to kinetochore; kinetochore assembly. Gene Ontology annotation, molecular function: centromeric DNA binding. Gene Ontology annotation, cellular component: kinetochore.
AUGGCGCCACGACAGCAGGCGCAGCGGCGCAACACCCAGGCAGCGCCGAGCGAGCAUGUCUACGCACUGGGCGUUCGGGGCAGAAAGACGGGUGUCGUCCUGGAAGAUACCGGCGAGCGCGACGAGUAUGGCAUGGAGCCCGUGGACAACCUGUUUUCGUCGCCCGAGAAGGAGGCCAAUGGCAACAUGAAUACCCUGUCGGAUGACGAGGAGGACAUGGAUAUUGAUGAAGUCUCGACCCUGGGUCCGGCAACCGUCGCGCGCAUGAGGAGGGAGAGGCUAUCGCUACCCAAGGCCCGGUCCCCCGGCAAGACACACCUGAACUCGCCCGCACGCCAUAACCCACACAUAAACCGCCUGUCGUCGCCCACGAGGGGGAGUUAUAUCGCCGACGAGGAGCCCGGCAGCAGCCAGACAAAAUCCGCAAAGCGGCGCCUGGACUUCUCCAAGGACCCCAAGAUGAGGCCAGUCGCCAACGGGCACCCCAAACCGAACGGCUCCAGCCAGGCAUCGCAAGCGUCACGGGCCUCCAAGCCCUCUAGGCCGAACGGGUACGGGGACCACGACUCGGAGGAGGAGCACGCUGCUUCACGAGCGCGCAAGCAGAAGGCACCCGUGUUCGAACAAGAAGACGAAGAAGAUUCGGAAGAGGACCAGGAGGAAGAGCAAGAGGAAGAGGAAGAAGAAGAGGAGGACGAGGCGGAACCCAUGGACUUUCUCGAAACCGGUGGGGACGAUUUGGAGCCGCCAGUAGAAGACGAAGAAGAGCCUGAGGAAGAAGAUGAGGAGGACGAGGAGCUCGAGCCUGUUGUCGAAGAGCCCAAGAAGCGUGGCCGCAAACCUAAGACUUUGCCGUCUCCGCCAGUGGAAGAAGCCUCGGAGUCUGAACCCGAGCCGGAGGAAGUCAGCGACGAACCCGUCAAAAAGAAGCGAGGCCGCCCAGGGAAGAGAGAUUCGCUUCAGGAUGCCGAGCCGGCCGUUCAACCUGUGAAACGCGGUCGAGGCCGUCCCUCACUUAAUAAGGAUAACGAGCCUGACGAUGCCGUGGCCGAGGAGCGCCUGGCUAAGAGGCCGAAGACAGAAGCCCCCAAGAUCCCAACGACAAAAGGCAAGCCCGGCCGCAAGCGAAAGUCAUCAACGGGUGGUGCUGAUUCCCCUGUUGCACCCUCGCGGCCCCCCAUGCCCAAGAGGCGAAGCCUCGUGAGCAUGAGGCGCGACGACCUCGAGAUCCGGACUACCCGUUCCGGCCGAGUGUCGACAAAGCCGCUGGAAUUCUGGCGCGGUGAGCACUACGACUAUGACGAAGAAGAGGAGGAUUGCAUCGAAGACAAGGGCGGUCGGCGUAUCAAGAUCGGCAAACAGGUCAAGGGUGUGGUUCGCGUUGAGUACGAUGACGACGCGGAUAAGCCGAAACGACGUCGAGGCAGACCGGCAUCUGGUGCGGUUGGCCGGCCCAGGCGCCGGGUCUCCGACAUCGAGGAGGAGAUCGAGCGCGAAGAAUGGGAAAUGGACCCCGGCCGCAUGACCGGCGAGUGCAUAUACUGGUACCCACAGUUCGAGUUCAACCCGCCGGCGGACGAGGACCAGGUCGAGGUGAUGGAGGAGGAGCUGGCCAUCUCGGAGUCGGCCAUCCAGAUGAAGGACAUCAAGGACGCCACGUUCCGCUUCGCCAAGACCAUGACGACGCCCUUCUUCGGGUCCGGCAUCGUCGACCUGCCCCCGCACUCGGAGAAGCGCACCAAGAACGCGAGGAAGAUGCAGAUGGUCUUCUUCGUGCACUACGGCAACGUCGAGGUCACGGUCGCGUCCACUGUGUUCCGGAUCACCAAGGGCGGCAUGUGGUUUGUGCCACGAGGUAAUCACUACAGCAUAGUAAACGACACAGACAGACCAGCGCGCAUGUUCUUCUGCCAGGGCUGCGAGGUCCUGGUCUCGGCGGCUGAGAGCCAGGAGUUAUAA